CAUCCGCAGCGGGGUUAGAGCAGUGGGGACCGAGGCGGGAGGUGGCGGCAGCAAGCCCAGAACGGCCAGGUUCUACCGGGAGGCGGCGCCACCCUCGGUCACAGGUGCCCGCGCCGGGACAGCGUCUGAAGCACACUCCAGUUGGCGGCGGAGGAGAAGGAAGGGGCAGGGCCUGGUCCCCGCCCCUCGCGCCCCGGAUGGAUGUGUCCGGCCCGGUGUCCAGGAGGGCAGCGGCAGCGGCGGCCACCAUGCUCCUGCGAACCGCUCGGGUCCCUCGCGAGUGCUGGUUCUUACCCACCUCGCUGCUCUGCGUCUAUGGCUUCUUUGCCAGCCUCAGGCCGUCCGAGCCCUUCCUGACUCCCUACCUGUUGGGGCCGGACAAGAACCUGACCGAGAGGGAGGUCUUCAAUGAAAUUUAUCCAGUAUGGACUUACUCUUACCUGGUGCUGCUGUUUCCUGUGUUCCUGGCCACAGACUACCUCCGUUAUAAACCUGUUGUUCUGCUGCAGGGACUCAGCCUUAUUGUUACAUGGUUCAUGCUGCUCUAUGCCCAGGGACUUCUGGCCAUUCAGUUUUUGGAAUUCUUCUACGGCAUCGCCACAGCCACCGAAAUUGCCUAUUACUCUUAUAUCUACAGUGUGGUGGACCUGAACAUGUACCAGAAAGUUACAAGUUACUGUCGAAGUGCCACUUUGGUGGGCUUCACAGUGGGUUCUGUCCUAGGACAAAUCCUCGUCUCCGUGGCAGGCUGGUCCCUAUUUAGCCUGAAUGUCAUCUCUCUUACCUGUGUUUCUGUGGCUUUUGCUGUGGCCUGGUUUUUACCUAUGCCACAAAAGAGCCUCUUCUUUCACCAUGUUCCUACCACCUGCCAGGGAGUUAAUGGCAUCAAGGUACAAAAUGGUGGCAUUGUUACUGACACCCCAGCUUCUAACCACCUUCCUGGGUGGGAGGACAUUGAGUCAAAAAUCCCUCUGAACAUGGAAGAACCUCCCAUAGAGGAACCGGAACCCAAGCCAGACCGUCUCCUUGUGUUGAAGGUACUAUGGAAUGAUUUCUUGAUUUGCUAUUCCUCUCGCCCUCUGCUCUGCUGGUCUGUGUGGUGGGCCCUCUCCACCUGUGGCUAUUUUCAAGUUGUGAACUACACACAGGGCCUGUGGGAGAAAGUGAUGCCCUCCCGCUACGCUGCUAUCUAUAAUGGUGGUGUGGAGGCCGUUUCAACCUUACUGGGUGCUAUUGCCGUGUUUGCCGUUGGUUAUGUAAAAAUAUCCUGGUCCACUUGGGGAGAGAUGACAUUAUCUCUCUUUUCUCUCCUGAUCGCUGCUGCGGUGUAUAUCAUGGACACCGUGGGUAACAUUUGGGUGUGCUAUGCAUCCUAUGUUGUCUUCAGAAUCAUCUAUAUGUUACUCAUCACGAUAGCAACUUUUCAAAUUGCUGCAAACCUCAGCAUGGAACGCUAUGCCCUAGUGUUUGGUGUAAACACUUUCAUUGCCCUGGCAUUGCAGACUCUGCUUACUCUAAUCGUGGUAGAUGCCAGCGGCCUUGGCUUAGAAAUUACCACUCAGUUCCUGAUCUAUGCUGGUUAUUUUGCAUUCAUCGCUGUGGUUUUCCUGGUUAAUGGUGCAGUCAGUAUUAUGAAGAAAUACAGGAAGCAAGAGGAUCCAGAAUCAAGUUCUCAAGUAACCACUUCAUAACACAGGGCUGAAGGGCUGCUUCUUACAGCAAGAACUCUGCACAGCAGCUGUCUGGAUGUAUCUAAGUUUUUAAAGUAUAGACAAAUAUUUAUGAAUAUGCAUUUCAUGGCUUCAAAGCAGCCAUUUGAUUGAUACCUGUGUUCCUGGAGUAACAUUAUACUGUUCAGAGGCACCAGAAAUCUAAGUUUAUUUCAUGGACUAUUUAUGAGAGCUAAUUUAAGAAUGACUAUUUCUGAUUCAGAAGUGAACUUGAUUUUAAAAACUAAGUAAUCAGGAGCAAUCAAGCAACACAUAGAGUUGUAUGCUUGAUUAGUGUCCUGUGCUUGAUUAGCAAGUGAGUUUGAUGUUUUAUAGGUCACGAACGUCUGUAACAGCUUAGCCAGACACUUGGCCUGGUGGGACCAGGGCUUCAUAGAGGCCUUAAGAUGUUACAAGACAUGAUGGAGAUAUAUUCUGACAGCAUCUGCCUCUAUUCAUCUAAAUUCUUAUUCCAGUGUUACUCAUGGGCAUUUGUGUUUUAUAGAUGAAAGUUGUUCCUAUCACUGGCAAUAUUUGCUCUGAUUGUGUUCUGUCCUACAAAGGAGUAUGUGUCAUUUUUAAUUUUAAGUUAUUUUUAAAAAUUCAUUGUAUAAACGUUCUUGGUUCCCAUCUUGACAAUUAUGUAUUUGUGUAGCUUUUCUUUAGAAGUACAUUUUUGCAUUACUCAUAUGCUUCCCAGAGAAGCUCAUUUAGUUAGAAAAAAAGGCAAGUUUUGAAGCCUGCUAAUAAUCUUAAUUGAAGAAACCUAAUCAGAAAACUGAAGGUAGGUUUGCUUGUCUUUAAUUCUUCAGUAUGAAGGACUAUUAAUUCCACGUUGAAAGUUCAUCUAUAGGCUAAAGAUAUAAUUAGCCCAUUUUGUACUUGCAUUCCCUUUUAUUUCCAAAAUAAAAUGUAAAAGUCUUUUUUUAAAUAACUUCACCCCCAUUUAUAGCUUUUGUAUUAUUUUCUCUUUCUUAUCUAAGUAAAGAUGUCAAUUGGAGUUGGAUUAUUCCAAGGCCUUUUUCAUAAACUGAGCCUCUUUUUAAUUAUUUCAAUGGACAGGAACUAGGUUAGAUUUGAUUCCUGUAUUUUAUACCUUAAGUCUGCCUUUGUUCCUGAGGGUAGAUCAUCUUGAAUAUUUGUUUAAAAUAAGAAUUGCUUGUGAUUCCAUUGCCACAUUACUUGAAAAACUGCUAUUCUAUAUGCAUUUAACUCUGAAAUCAGACUACCUGGGGGCUGCUAAUAUAUGUGAGAUGUGAAAACUUUUAAAGCUGACUUUGUUGCCUUACCUUGAAAAGAAUCUAGAUAGGUGCUUUUAACUGGGGUGUUAACUUUUAUAGAAUGACACAGCUAAACAGUGUUAAAAGUAGUGUCAAGAUUGCAAAAUUGACUCUAUUUGUUUAAGCAGAAAUCUUAGAAGCAAAGGGAUGAGGAUAAAAUAGAUCAUUUACCAUUCACCUUCCUUUACAAUUAAGGGAAAGGAAAGAAACGCUUUUUUGAGGAAAGGAAAGGGAAGUGAUGUCACAGAAGUAGCAACCAGGAUUAUAUUUUUUGUUUGUUUUGUUUUAGCUAUGUAGGGAAUUGUUUAUUCAAAAACAAAUAGAAAAGUAGUGUUUGAGGGAUUUUAUUUAAUCUUUUUUUUUUUUUUUUUAAUAAAAUGGACUAUGGUACAAACUGUUCACAUUACCGAAGCAAUAUUUCCCUGGAAUUUAAUUCAAAGUUGGUGGCACACACAGCCACAGCCUGAGCCUUUACUUAUUUAAGACAAGCAUAUGUUCACAUCUUGGUGUGUGGCCAUAUUUGUAGAAUGCUGAACCCAAUGUGCAAGUUGUACUGUGUGCAGUUUUGCUAAGAAGUGAAAAUAAUUUUGUUGUACCUUUUUUUUCAAUUCUGUAUAGAUUAUAGUUAUUUUAUUAAAUAAAUGUUUUA
Molecule: messenger RNA, 3638 nt
Organism: Nycticebus coucang (slow loris)
Lineage: Eukaryota; Metazoa; Chordata; Mammalia; Primates; Lorisidae
Gene: SLC19A2
Product: solute carrier family 19 member 2
Exons: 6
Coding region: 198-1691 (497 amino acids)
Biological process (GO): transmembrane transport; vitamin transport
Cellular component (GO): plasma membrane
Molecular function (GO): vitamin transmembrane transporter activity
Source: RefSeq, a predicted model, not a curated record